UGGCCAGCACAAGCGCGCACGCCUGAGCGGCUCGAAGCGGUCGCGCUGUGUUUGCUCGAAGUGCGGGACCCCUGUGGGGCACAUCAUCCCCUACAACGGUCAUAGCUCCGACGAUGGCGGCCGAGUGGCAAGAGGGCUCUCGAAUUGCUCCAUCCGACUCGAUAAGCACGCCAUCUGCCUGCCCUCCUCAACCUCACAAGGAGGCAGGGCGUGGGUGGUUGACUCGCUCCUGCCCAUCGUGGCGCAAAUGCUGGAGAGGAUGGCGGACGCAAAUGCCGUUCGUCACUUCGUCCUCACAGAGGAGGCUGGGCCCGGCGAAGGAGAGGAGCACGACGAAGACGACGCAGCCGGCAGAGCAGCAGAGAGGGAAAGACAGCACGCCAUCCUCUGGUUCUUUCAGCCUCGUUUGGGGCUGAGCAUGGAUUUGCAGAGGGAGGAGUGUGAAGAGGUGGCAAGACGAUUGAUUGUUCGGCCGCCUGGUCAGGAAGGUUACUCAAAGCCCUUCGGAGGCGCGGAGGAGCUAGUGAUGGAGGCGUGCAAGAUUCUCUACCGCCCUCUCAACAGCUCAGCGCCGGACACGACAUCCUCGUCAUCCUUUUCGUCCCCGAAUCACUUCGAAACCCUCGUGCUGCCGCACUCCCUCUGCUUGCGGCUAAUGGCCUUUCUGGAGGUGAGCACGCAGGUCUUCCUGCCUGAGGAGAGGAGGAGCUUUGGAGCUGGUGCGGGGCAGUGGAGAGUAGGUUGGCUGCCUCGGUCAGGAGGUGCAGAAGGAGGAAGAGGAAGGUGAGAGCGGACAGGAUACCAUAGAUGCCGCGAGAGCAGGGCAGAGCACUUUUCCUGGCAGGUUUGCGGAAUGCGAUGCCAUUGCGACUUGUCGCGUACUGUACAAUGAGGCCUGCCUGCCCGACCUAAUGGGUAUCGUCUACUGAGAUGCUACUCCACCGCGCUUUUACGGCCUCGUCUCUUCCCUCUUCUUCUCCCCCUCACCCCUCGGUAUCAGCCACAGUGCCCCUAGAAGCACUUUGAGUCCCGCUGCGACAGUCAAGCCUCCUCUUAGC
Messenger RNA from Jaminaea rosea, 1058 nucleotides. RefSeq lists its product as hypothetical. The transcript has a single exon. Bases 248 to 787 code for a protein of 179 amino acids. The record is from RefSeq and is a predicted model, not a curated record. Lineage: Eukaryota; Fungi; Basidiomycota; Exobasidiomycetes; Microstromatales.